AUGGCGUCGAAAUACACUGCUCUACCAGUCUCCGAGGCCAAGUGGGCCACUACGACUGACGAUGGUACGGAGGAAACAGGUUCUUCGAGCCGGGGCUUCCGGUACAUGGCCAUCGCCGCUCUUGCAGCAGUCUCGAUCUUGCUCAUCUUCACAUCCGCCUCGACGUACACGAUAUUAUCACCUUCACAAGAAGACUUCAUCCCGUUCCAGCUCAACGCAUAUCCACCGCAAACUGUUGAGGAAGAUCUCUACCGUGACAGACUCGUGGCGCUGAACACAAGUGAUCCAAUUGUACCCAGCACCACAAACACCAAGGGGUUGCGAUAUGCCAUCCUCCUGCCGACCUUCUCAGGCCAUUUCGCCUUCGUUGUAGACUUUUUCCAGUCCCUAAAAUGCCUCUGUACCGAUUUCCAAGAAGUCGACUUCAACAUCAUAGUCUCAGACUACCAAGAGCUCCAAGACCUCGAACUUCUCCUCUCCCAACUCGAACCCUGCCACUCAACCUUCAGCCGCUUCGACACGCCGCCAGGAAACAUCAACGGCCCCAACCCACGAGCCACCAUCGUCACCCUAUACGACGUCCUCCCACCUACACUCCAAAAAACCGAAGGCAUUAGUACUAACGACACGGGUCCCUUGCUCGCCCACCGCGGCAAGUACAUCUACCAGUCCAUCAAGAAACUCUCCGCUGCCUUCCAUUUCGACUAUGACUGGGCUCUUUGGCUCGACUCAGAGGCCAUUGCUGUCCGUCCCUUUAGCAUCCGCAACACCUUCGAUACGUACGUAAAGCACCCCACUAUCUGGCGCUCGCGCAUGUCCAAGAACCAAGGCCAACACGAGAUCAUGAACAACACGGCAAUGGUCUUGGGUCGGUCCAUCGAGUCCUUCGGCCUCCCCUUUUGGACGCUUGAGAGCGUCGAAUGGAUAAUCGAAAAGCCCAUCAUCAACGACCUCUAUUCGUACGUCUCGGCCGCCCACGCCACCGACUUCUGGACCGUCUGGCUUGACCAAGGCAUCAACUUCGAAGUCAAUCUCUACAACAUGCACAUCCACGCCCGCAAGCUCGAGACCGUCGACUCCAUCUUCUCCAAAUACCAAGUCCUCGAAACCGAGCGGGAGAUGAUUCGCUUUGGCAUGGCACCAGCAUUCCCGCAAAUGGAAACCGCCCAAGGCACCGGCUUCCUAGAGCGCGGCUUCUCCCUGCUGCGCCACCCGAACAUCCAACCCAACUUUAGCGGCUUCCUGUCCCGCUACGGCCAGCGCCUGUUCCGCAUGGACGACCUGGGCGUCGCGGAUCCCGAAGUCAUCGAUCGCUUCUUGCUCGAUACGCCGAUCGACUUGCUGUGUUCCGGGGCGCCGCCGUUGCAUCGAUGGUGGGGAGAGAGGGUCGAAAGGGGCGAGAUUCAAGUUGGGAAAAGGGAAGAGGGGGAGGAUGGAGGCGGGAGUUGA
This is a messenger RNA of Cyphellophora europaea CBS 101466, 1449 nucleotides long. RefSeq lists its product as uncharacterized. The record is from RefSeq and is a predicted model, not a curated record. The coding region runs from base 1 to 1449 and encodes 482 amino acids. The transcript has 5 exons. Lineage: Eukaryota; Fungi; Ascomycota; Eurotiomycetes; Chaetothyriales; Cyphellophoraceae.